AUGGCAAAUGUACCCAUUGAGAAAGAAAUCAACAUUGACCAACUCGAACGCGCCGAUACCAAGGCAUCUGUUAACAGCGAUAAGCUCAACGAUGCCCGUAUCGAAGCUUUCACCCCCGAGGAGCAGAAGAAGAUUAUCAGGCGCAUUGACCGGCGCCUCGUCCUGACAUUGGGCUUUUUGUACUGUGUAUCCCUGAUGGAUCGAACCAACCUUGGUAUCGCUGUUGUCGCUGGUAUGGGCGUUGACCUAGUUCUGACGGGGAAUCGAUACUCUGUCAUCGUCCUGCUCUUCUUCAUCACCUACGUCCUGCUCCAACCUCCGGCCACUGUCGUUCUGCGCAAGAUAGGCCCGCGGCUCUUCCUUCCCACCAUCACCCUUCUCUGGGGAAUCACCAUGAUAUGCUUUGGAUUCGUCAAAGACUGGAGCGAUCUCAUUGGACUCCGUCUAGUCUUGGGUGUGUUUGAAGCCGGUUUCUUCCCUGGUUGCGCCUAUCUUCUGUCGUGCUGGUACCCGCGCUACGAACUCCAGAAGCGAAACGCAGUCUUCUACCUCAUCGGGUCCAUGGCAUCCGCCUUCGCCGGCAUUCUGGCCUAUGGCUUCUCCCAACUGAAGAACCACGCGCCCUCCGGGAUCCUACCUGGUAUUGCGGGAUGGAGAUGGAUAUUCAUCUUCCAAGGGCUGAUCACCUCCCUGAUGGCCAUUGUUUCGUACGUGUUAAUUGUGGAUUUCCCCGAAUUGUCCACCAACACCUUUGGUCUAAAAUUCCUGAACGAGGCCGAGGUGGAUUUUGUCGUUGCGCGCAUCGAAAAGGACCGACACGAUGCCAUCCCUGAAAAAUUUAGACUAGGCAAAUACCUCAAGCACGCUGGGGACUUGAAGGUUUGGGGCUUCGCUGCCCUCUUUGGUCUUACAACCACCAACACAUACGCCAUCGCCUACUUUUUGCCUAUCAUUCUAAACUCGGGCAUGGGGUUUGAUGUCGCCGCAUCUCAAUGUCUGGUUGCGCCUCCCUAUGUCCUGGCCGCGAUCGUUAUGUACCUAUUUGCCUAUCUCGGCGACAAAUGGCAUCUUCGAUCUCCUUUCAUCCUCGUCAAUGGAGCCUUGCUUCUGAUUGGGCUCCCUCUUCUCGGAUAUGUUGAUAACGUUGGUGUUCGUUAUUUUGGUGUCUUCAUCGCAACUACUGCUUGCAACGCAAAUGUCCCCUGUGUUCUUACUUGGCAAGCCAACAAUAUUCGAGGCCAGUGGAAGCGUGCUUUGUGCAGCGCCACGCUUGUGGGUGCCGGCGGCAUUGGCGGAAUCAUUGGCAGCACGGUUUUCCGCGAACAGGACAAGCCUGAAUAUCAUCCUGGGAUUCUCACGUGCAUGAUAUCCAGCGGUUUGAUAGUUCUCAUCACCUUGGCUCUGGACCUCAAGUUCUGGAGAGCCAACAAGCGUGUUGCCGCCGGGGGCAAGCCCAUCGAGGGUCUUCAGGGAUUCAACUACACCUACUAA
Capronia epimyces CBS 606.96 is the source of this 1491-nucleotide messenger RNA. RefSeq lists its product as uncharacterized. Gene Ontology annotation, molecular function: transmembrane transporter activity. The record is from RefSeq and is a predicted model, not a curated record. The transcript has 4 exons. Bases 1 to 1491 code for a protein of 496 amino acids. Gene Ontology annotation, biological process: transmembrane transport. NCBI's taxonomy places the organism in Eukaryota, Fungi, Ascomycota, Eurotiomycetes, Chaetothyriales, Herpotrichiellaceae. Gene Ontology annotation, cellular component: membrane.